Messenger RNA from Phaethon lepturus (White-tailed tropicbird), 819 nucleotides. RefSeq names its product phosphatidylcholine transfer protein (gene PCTP). Lineage: Eukaryota; Metazoa; Chordata; Aves; Phaethontiformes; Phaethontidae. The transcript has 7 exons. Gene Ontology annotation, molecular function: phosphatidylcholine binding; phosphatidylcholine intramembrane carrier activity. The record is from RefSeq and is a predicted model, not a curated record. The coding region runs from base 1 to 723 and encodes 240 amino acids.
AUGGACAUGGUAACUGGCAAUAGCAAGACAAGCUUAUCGGCCAGUGCACAUAGCAAAGGCGAGCCUGUCUGCCAGGUAUCGACGCAGGAAUGGGAUAUGCUGAUGCUCUUGGGCAUAUUUGUAGUAUGUGCCCCACCUAACUUCCUUCAGCUGUUCUCCCUGCUGCAGAGUACUUCCCUUUCCUGUGUGACUUUUCCUCUCCCCAUUCUGUUUCCACAGCAAUCAGGACUUUAUGAAUAUAAAAUCUUCGGUGGUCUUGCUGACUGUCCCCCAAAACUGUGUGUGGAUGUCUAUAUGGACUUAGAUUUCAGAAAACAAUGGGAUCAGUAUGUUAAAGAACUGUAUGAGAAAACAUAUGACGGUGAAAAAGUAAUUUACUGGGAAGUGAAGUACCCUUUUCCUCUCUCAAACAGAGAUUAUGUCUAUAUUCGUGAAUGUCGAGAGAUGGAUGUUGAUGGGCGGAAGAUCUGGGUUGUGUUAGCUCAAAGUGUGUCUGUUCCUCAGUGCCCUGAAAAGCCUGGUAUUAUCAGAGUUAAAAGCUAUAAACAAAGUCUGGCAAUUGAAAGUGAUGGCAAGACUGGAUCUAAAGUCUAUAUGUACUAUUUUGAUAAUCCUGGUGGCAUGAUUCCAUUGUGGCUGGUCAAUUGGGCUGCCAAGAGUGGUGUGCCUGCUUUCUUGAAGGAUAUGCAAAAAGCUUGCCAUAAUUAUUCUAAGAGCACAUAGGUCAAAGCUGAUCUGAAUUGUUUACUUCCUACAACUCUGCACUUGGAGUGGCUAUUAUAUAUUACACUGGAUAAAAUCUACCUCCAAACAUUUUCC